CCUCCUCCGGGGCCAGCGGUCCAGCCCAGUCUUCUGGAUUUCUGGACUUCACUUCCCAGAAUUCUUUUCCGUUGGCCAUGCUUAGUGAGGCUUCUGGGAGUUGAAGUCCAAAACACCUGGAGGGCCAAAGUUUGGGAAUCCCUGCAAGAACUCAGAGCAGAUCAGAACAACGCUACCAUCUGAAUAAACUAGCAGCUGGGAUUUGAAGACAAAAAUAUGAGAUACGUCAGCACUCGAGGUGGUGCUGGAAGUACUGAUUUUGAAGGUGCUCUUUUUUCUGGGUAUGCAAUAGACGGUGGCCUUUUUAUGCCUGAAAGCAUCCCAGUCUUGGAUUUCACCACACUUAAGACCUGGAGUUCCUUCUCCUAUCCAGAACUGGUGAAACAGCUGUGCUCUAUGUUCAUCUCACCUGAACUCAUUCCUAAACCUGAGCUAAAUGACCUGAUUGAUAGGGCAUUCAGCAGGUUCAAACACAAAGAAGUUGUCCAUCUAUCAAGAUUAAAGAAUGGCUUGAAUGUUUUAGAGCUGUGGCAUGGCGCAACAUAUGCUUUUAAGGACCUAUCCUUGUCGUGUACUGGGCAGUUCCUCCAAUAUUUUCUGAAGAAAAGGAAGAAGCAUGUUACAAUCCUAGUGGGAACUUCAGGAGAUACGGGCAGUUCAGCAAUUGAAAGUGUUCGGGGUGAAAAAAAUGUGGACAUAUUUGUUCUGCUGCCCCAUGGUCUCUGCAGCAAAGUCCAAGAACUACAAAUGACAACUGGAGACAACACAUCUCUGGAGACAUCUUAUGAGACCUGCAAACCACUGGCUCUGUAUCCCAAGGUGUCCACUACCACCACCACAUGCCUGUUUUGGAGUUUGGCCGGGGCCAUUCCCUAUGCUAAUUCUACCAAAGGCUCACUUUGCCUGAGGACUGACCCUGCUGAUCUUCCUUAUUUCACUGAUAGAGAGCUUCAGGAUGUCACCACCAGGAUUUCUGUGAUUCAUCGACUCUGUCUGUGUAAGGUGAUUUGUAUUCCAAGAUUCCUAUUCUUUGGUGUAGCUGGAUGCAUUGCACAGAAGAUGGGGCUCCCCAUUGAGCUUGUGGCUGUGGUCAAUGACAAUGAUGUUGUACACAGAGCUAUUCAGCAUGGAGAUUUCUCAAUGUCCAAGACGGUGAAGUCAACACUAGCCUCAGCAAUGGAUAUUCAGGAACCUUACAAUAUGGAGAGGAUCUUUUGGCUGUUCUCUGGCUCAGACAGCAAUUUGGUCAAGAGUCUGAUGGAAGAAUUUUAUAAUACUAAAAGUGUCAAACUCCCAUCAGAGCUGCAAAAGAAGCUCUCUGAAGGUCUGAGAUCUUGCACAGUAUCAGAUGAAGAAAUUCUCCAGACUAUGAGGAAGUGUAAGGAGGAUAACCACUACCUCUUGUGUCCCCACACCGCUACUGCUGUUUGCUACCAUUACAAGCACUCUGAUUGCCAUCCAAGCAUUUUCAGAUGCUGCUUGGCCCCUGCCUCUCCGGUCAAGUUUGAAGAUGCUGUUUGUAAAGCAGGACUCCCCCUGGAGGUCUCACCUGAGAUCAGCAAGCUGAAAGAAAUGGAAACCAGAUCCUGCACCCUGAAGAGGGGUGAAGAUUGGGCAAAAAUAUUGCAGCAUCAAAUAGAAGCAGUUGCAAAGCAACAAAAUUCUGUCUGAAGCUGAAUAUUCAUAAUGAGUAACCUAGAAUCAAUGAAGUGCUUACUCAAUCAAAGCCUCUUACUGGUCACAGUGGAGGUCAUUUUGCUGCUUUUGCUAAAGUUUUUCAGAGUAAGGAGUGGUUGUGACACAGAAUCAAUGGUGUCAACAUUCUGCGGAGCCUUGAGGGAUGAACCAUCCCAUUUUCAUUUCCUCUAGAGGACCCGAAUGUGUCAUUGUAGCUGUCAUUUUGAAUUAAUGGAAAUGACAACAUGUCACCUUUUGGGCCAUGCUGGGGGGGGGGGUGUUCUGGAGUGGAAAGCCCCCUAAAACAGCAUGGAACAACCUUGCAUAGGAUGUUCUGGACAUUUAAAUACUGGGGGCUUGGGGCUAAAAAAGGAACUUUUUUCCCAAUCUGAUUUUUUUUUUUUAGGGCAGCACUUUUAAGGGGUUGUUAAUCCUGAGAAGGUUAGUGAAUGUUGUAUAAUUUAGGAGCUAUACAAACAACCCCUUUCCUAGCCAGAUUGGGGCCAUGGCAACUGCAUGUUGCUGCUCCAAUCUGGCCUUUCCGCAGUACAAAAAGGAGCUGCAAAAAGUGGCUCCUUUUUGCGCCAUGGAAAAGGCACCAUAGCUGCCGACACCAUGGCUUUUUGGCGCUCCUUUUGAUGUGUGUCAUCUAGAUGCGGCGCCAAAGGAGUACCAUGACAUCACCCACCGUGUGGUAUGAUACCGGUGUUAGGGCAGCAUUGAAGUGUGCAUUGUGCACUUUUUGAAAUACUUAAUUCUAAGUAUCUCAGUAGACUACAAACCCCAGGAUUUUGUAGGACUAAAGUGUUGGCAGUUGAAGUGUUAUGAAACUGAUAAACUGUGUUGUGUGUCUAGAUAAGGUGUUAUUCAACCUCCCAUUUGAUUUUCAGACCUCUGUAAGUGAAAUUAGAAAUUGUUGAUUGGGUCAGAAUCACCUAGUAAGCUUCACAGUAGCAGCUGUGCUAAGUUGUG
Messenger RNA from Sceloporus undulatus (fence lizard), 2649 nucleotides. RefSeq names its product threonine synthase like 2 (gene THNSL2). Gene Ontology annotation, biological process: 2-oxobutyrate biosynthetic process; dephosphorylation. The transcript is spliced from 9 exons. Lineage: Eukaryota; Metazoa; Chordata; Lepidosauria; Squamata; Phrynosomatidae. Gene Ontology annotation, molecular function: pyridoxal phosphate binding. The record is from RefSeq and is a predicted model, not a curated record. The coding region runs from base 217 to 1671 and encodes 484 amino acids.